AUGCCUCAGGAUAUGCCGCCAAAGGGCGGGUAUGAAGCCGUGCAGUAUAAGAGAAAUCUUCCAGCACGCGGUUUCAGACCCUCGGUUAUGCUUUUGGCCAUGGCUGGAGUUAUGACAUAUGGAUUCUGGAAAGUAGGAAAGGGAAUCCGGGAACAGAAUGAACUUGCCCGUGAAAAAAUGUGGUCUAGAAUCCAUUUGAUCCCACUUUUGACAGCGGAAACCGAUCGUGACCUUGUCAGAAGACAUUGGGCAGAUUUGAAGAGAGAAAAGGAAUUGUUGGGCAGUGAGACUAGUCCAUAUAACAGUGAUAGAUACGUCAGACCUACAUACGCAGUUACUCCUAUUCAAGUCACCAAAGAUUAA
Molecule: messenger RNA, 363 nt
Organism: Botrytis deweyae
Lineage: Eukaryota; Fungi; Ascomycota; Leotiomycetes; Helotiales; Sclerotiniaceae
Exons: 4
Coding region: 1-363 (120 amino acids)
Source: RefSeq, a predicted model, not a curated record